UGGAAUUGAUUAGAGAAAAGUGGAAAAUUACAAAAGAAGUGCACUGCCCCUCCCUCUGUUUCCAUUUCUCACCUGUUUUCUUCUCUCUCUAAAAAUACUCUUCAUUCAUUCUGCAAAUCCUCCUUUAUGGGCUCCGUUUUCUGUCUGUAGAAAGCGAUACGCCCAUAUAUGUAUAUCUAUAUCAUCGAGAGAGAGAGAGAGAGAGAGAGAUAUAGAGAGAGAGAGGCAUGGGGUGUUUCUUCUGCUCCGGUGAAUCGUCAAGCUCUAAGAAACAAAACAGGAAAUUGAAGAAUGACAAGAGCGAUAAUCGUUGUACGAGAGACAAUCGUCCACAAACCCUACCAGACACUCUGAAGAGCGAUGAUCACAUAAUUGCUAAUCAAGCUUCUGUUGAAGUCUCCACAAGAGAAUCAAAUGCUGGUAACAACAGUCCAGAUCAUGAAGGGGCCGAUGCCCCCAAAGCAAGGACCUUUAAAUUUGCCGAUUUAGUCGCCGCUACCCAUAAUUUUAAGUCGGAAAAUUUUCUCGGCGAGGGUGGCUUCGGUAAAGUUUAUAAGGGUCAUUUGCCUGAAACUGGUGAGGUUGUUGCUGUGAAGCAGCUCGAUCAAAAUGGAGGCCAAGGGAUUAGGGAGUUCUUGGUCGAAGUUAUAACACUAAGUAUGGUUAAUCACCCUAAUCUCGUUAAACUAAUCGGCUAUUGUGCCGAAGGAAAUCAAAGGCUCUUAGUCUACGAGUUCUUGGCUCUAGGUUCUUUAGAGGGCCAUUUACAUGAUAUUCGGCCAAAUAGAAAGAGGCUGGAUUGGAACACGAGAAUGCAAAUAGCAGCUGGUGCAGCACAAGGGCUAGAGUAUUUGCACGACAAGAUGAAAACGCCAGUUAUAUACCGUGAUUUGAAGUGUUCGAAUAUUUUGCUGGGUGAAGGGUACCACCCUAAAUUAUCGGAUUUCGGUUUGGCUAAAGUGGGCCCGUCUGGAGACCAGACACAUGUCUCCACGAGAGUGAUGGGUACUUAUGGAUAUUGUGCGCCAGAUUAUGCGAUGACUGGUCAACUCACGUUUAAAUCGGAUAUAUAUAGCUUUGGCGUUGUUCUUCUCGAGCUUAUUACGGGGAGGAAAGCUAUUGAUAAUAGGAGAACUGGUUCCCAGUCGAAUCUUGUUGCAUGGGCAAGACCGUUAUUUAAGGACCGGAAAAGAUUCCAUGAAAUGGCCGAUCCAGCGCUCGAAGGCGAAUAUCCAGCAAGAGGAUUACACCAAGCUAUAGCAAUUGCUGCAAUGUGCGUACAAGAGCAGCCAAACAUGCGUCCACUCGUCGCUGAUUUAGUUACAGCUUUGAAAUAUCUUGCUUCGCAGAUAUACGAUCCGAAUAUCCAUCCCAUUCAAAAGAGACACUGAAUUAAACAGGAAAAUACACUUUUCUCUACUUUUUUAAUUUAUUUUUUUAAUUUUUAUUUAUUUAUUUACGGGGUACUAAUAGAGGCUAGAGUUGCAUCCUUAACUUGAACCAUUGUAUGUUAGCUACUCUGGUUCUGUUUUAUGGGAUGUUAGUUCUUUCUGCAAGAGCUGACUCUGUAUUUAUCAGAUUUUGACUUUUGGCUUUUUUUAUGAGCAAAAUUCAUUUUUUAUUUUA
Erythranthe guttata (spotted monkey flower) is the source of this 1626-nucleotide messenger RNA. RefSeq names its product putative serine/threonine-protein kinase PBL7. Gene Ontology annotation, molecular function: protein kinase activity; ATP binding. Lineage: Eukaryota; Viridiplantae; Streptophyta; Magnoliopsida; Lamiales; Phrymaceae. Gene Ontology annotation, biological process: protein phosphorylation. The record is from RefSeq and is a predicted model, not a curated record.